AUGGUUGGGGUUCCAGGACGCUCGAGAGGGUGUUCGACCUGCAAGCAGCGGCGUGUGAAGUGCGAUCAAGAGAAGCCUUGCGGGCAAUGCACAAAGGCCAAACGAGAGUGUCUGUAUCCACAGAACCAUAUAUUCGUGCACCAUGAAGGCAACCACAAGACUGUUUACCGAAAGUCGGACAAGGAUCGGACAGUGAAGAAGUCGGGCCUGCCAGCGCCAACACCUACAAGCGAUACCCCCUGCCUCCCGCCAAAGUCGUUUACCUCGCUUGCAAUUCUCCAACCCAUUGGCACGCUCUCUGUUCUGAAGCAGCAGUUCCUUAGCGAAGCCUGCUCCAAGGAGCUACUUCAGUCCCGAGAGCUGAAUGCCCCCAAGCCAUGGACGUACAGCCUUUCCACUUUCGCCGGCUCUGUCUACGCCUUGAACUCUGCCCCGCUCUCUUGCUAUACAGCGUGGAUCGGGCGACGCAACCGCGAGCCUUGGCUUGUGGAAGCAAGCCGCCGUCUCUACAUCCAAGGUCUCAAGGAGGUCCAAGCAGCCAUCAACGAUCCGACAACCGCGCUUCGAGACGAGACGUUGGCGGCAUGUCUAACCUUGAUCAUAUACGAGGCGCUCGAGUGUCCGGAUCGAUCUCGUAGUGGCUAUGCCGCCCAUGUGGCCGGAUGCGCGAGGAUCGUGAAGAUGCGUGGGCCGAGCAUGCAUCAGCACGGAGCUGCUCAUCAACUGUUCGGAGCGUUCAGGUAUAUUGCUUUGUUUCAUGAUGUCGAAUUGCAUAAGCCCUCAUUCCUCUCCUCGCCAGCGUGGACAACUCUGCCAUGGCAGGAUCGAGACAAGACGAUGAACGACCGCCUGUUCGACCUCCUCUCACUAGCGCCGGAAGUCCUCCAGAAGAGCGAUCGACUCCCUUCGAUCGCGCCGGGUGCCUUCAUGCCUGCUCUGCUCGACUUGGCGCACGAUGUGGCCAUGACCGACAGCAAGUUGCAAGCCUUCUACGCCGAGCUCGUCGAGUCCAGCCCAGACCCUCUAUACUGGGAAGAGCCCUCCCGUGGGGUGACGCUCGAGGGCAACCUCCAAUCAAAUCCACUCCAGGUCGAUUGCGAAACAACAGCCUUCCGCUUCCGCGACUACGACACCGCGACAACGUUAUGCACGUAUUGGGCCUUACUCGCCAUGUCCUGGUCCGGGAUGACGGACAUUCAAAAUACUUUGCUCGACAUGACGCGCAACAAUCUCAUCUGUGCGCAGCUGGUUCCGGCUGUUAAGCACCUUACACUGGAAGCGCGGGACUGGUUGGAUCCUGUGAGAAAAGUGCUCAAGGGCGUUCGCUUCUGCAGUACGGAAGGCACGGGCGAAGUCGGCCCGACGAAAUUGGCCAUUCCAUUGGACAUCGUGACGGACGUUAUGAAGGGCCGCUCGGGGUGUGCGAAGGAGCGUGCGGAGGCAGUGAGGAUUGGAGAGGAGAUCAGUUCGAGGUUCCUCCGUAUAAUGCAGUUCAAGGAUCCGCCUCUUCGGGAGAGUGCUUGA
Saxophila tyrrhenica is the source of this 1524-nucleotide messenger RNA. RefSeq lists its product as uncharacterized. Gene Ontology annotation, biological process: regulation of DNA-templated transcription. NCBI's taxonomy places the organism in Eukaryota, Fungi, Ascomycota, Dothideomycetes, Mycosphaerellales, Extremaceae. The transcript has 3 exons. Gene Ontology annotation, molecular function: zinc ion binding; DNA-binding transcription factor activity, RNA polymerase II-specific. The coding region runs from base 1 to 1524 and encodes 507 amino acids. The record is from RefSeq and is a predicted model, not a curated record.